Penaeus vannamei (Pacific white shrimp) is the source of this 1431-nucleotide messenger RNA. Lineage: Eukaryota; Metazoa; Arthropoda; Malacostraca; Decapoda; Penaeidae. The record is from RefSeq and is a predicted model, not a curated record.
CCUGGCUCUCGUGCCUCUCGGGGCGGCUCAAGGUGAGGCUUCGGGGUUCCUCGGAAGACGUCGCCUCGUCUCUCACGGGUAGAGGGACAUGUGGGCGAGGGCUUCACACGCAGGCGCGCCCGCAAACAGACUGGCGCACACUGUACCACCUAUGCGAUAAGGGGCUUCACAGCACGUAUUAGCGCGGGGCCUCUGAACAUUUCCGUUUUGCUCGAGAACGGCGUUCAACUGUUCAUCUACGGAGCAGGCUUCAGCGAGCUUGUGAUCAGGAAGGAAAAAGAAUGGCAUGACAUCUUUACGAAAAGCAAUGGGUCUAUGCACUGUGUUAUGUCCCCUACGUUAUGGGAAGGAGAGAAAUGCAGCAAAUAUCACUAUUGGCUGACCCUCAGGAGCAAUGCCACGACCCUGUGGAAGCUCGGAUGCUCUGCUGGUUAUGAGAGGUGCAGCAAUCUCCUGGAGAAGGUGAUCCUGGGACUCGACGCCCUUCCGGCCACCUUCCACUGGAGGCCCCAGGAUACGUCCUUAGGGCUGUGGAUACAAGGGAAAGGAUUCGAGAAGAAUUUCAGCGUCACGAACACCUGGCACGACCUCAGCGUCAGCCCUGAUGGUGACGAAAGCCUAUGUAGAGUGCACAGCCAGAGCCUCAAAUUCAGUGUCCCUUGCUACCACAACGCGACGGAGCGAGACUACCUGAGAUUUGGCGAGAAAGGAAUCGGACAGAGUCUUUUCGCGUUGGACUGUGUGAAGAACUCCGUCUUUGGCGACUGGGAAGUGCCAGUCAUCCUCCUCUCUCUCGGAAUCCUCCUUCUGCUCCUCCUGGUGUUCCUCCUUCGCGUUCGGAAGGGCAGGAGGGCGAGGAAGGGCGUCUUCCCCCCCGAGAAGGAUCAGCGGUACACCUCCCUCCCCUUCCGCAGUCCCCCGACGCCCCAGGACGCCAAGGGGGGUCUUCGUGACCUCCUCGACCCCCAGAGAGGUCAGGUGGACGACCCCGAGGAGGACGAAGAACACGUGUACUGCUACAUGGACAUGGAGGUGUUGAGGAGGCAGUUGGGGAGGGACAGGCAGGCGGCGGAACAGGAACAACAGGAGGACCUAGGGGCGGUUAGCUUGUCCAGCCACGACUCCAUCAAUUCCUUGUACUAUGAGUUGAAGGCCAUCGAGAAAAUGCGUGGGAGGGGUGGUAGAGGAGAGAAGGAGUAUGAGGAAGAGGAUAGUUAUGAGGAGGUAGACAGGGGUGAGGAAAAGAAGGACGGAGAUGAAGAGGUGGACAGUGAGGAGAAGAGAACAAGGGGUGAGGAAGAGGAGGACGAAGGAGAUGAAGUAAACAGUGAUGAGAAGAGAGACAGGAGUGAAGAGGAGGACAGAGGAAGUGGACAGUGAUAGUGAAGAAAGGAUAAGUACUAAGAGCAGUGACGAUAAAGGAAAACAAAA